UCAGUUAUUCAAAAAUUAUUAAACAGAUUUUAGUCAUUUACACACACAACAAGGAUUGUACAUCAAUAUCUUGAUAGUUGCGUUUUUAUGCCGAAUACCUAAAAAGUACAAAAACCAUAAGAUCUUGUAACCCAAUUAUGCAGCACUUAAGAAUUAUUCAUAGAAAACCACAAUUACCAACAGUAAGAUCACAUAUAUGUAAUACUUCUGUAUGGACGGUUUAAAUGGGAAGGAAUGUCCCUCAAUUAAAGUACUGACAAUAUACUAUUUUCUCUCUCGUUUCAGAUACCUCGUUCGGGUUGCAUGCUUGAGAAUGCUCAGAACCGAGCUGGAACCUCGUAGGAUAGAGAAAGCGUUAUGAUUCUGUCUUCAAGUCUUCCACUUAUAGAAACUGCCCAUAUAGAAGUAUUGCAUAUAUCUAAUAUCAUUAGCGGAUUAACCGAUCAUAUUUUCCCAAAAAAGUCCUAUUGUAUCCGAUAUUGUUAGUCGAACAAAAUAGAAAACUAAAGUGACUUAUGUGGCUCAGAGCGUGAUCAAAUGACAUAUGAAUUUAUUUACAAAAAUUAAUCCUCAACAUACAGUGCCUACAUUAAUUGAUGGAGAUUUCACUAUUUGGGAUGGUCAUGCUAUAGCAGGAUAUUUAGCGACAGUUUAUGCAAAGGAUGCAAAUUUAUAUCCAAAAGAUCCAAAACGUAAAGCUCUUGUAGAUCAAAGGCUCUACUUUGACUGCGGCACUUUAUAUCCUUGUAUUAGACAAAUAUGUUAUCCAAUUCUAUAUAUGGGGGAAGAUCAAAUCUAUGAUGAAUAUAAAUUGCCUUUGGAAGAAGCUUUAGGAUUCUUAGAUGUUUUCUUGGAAGGAAAUGAGUUUGUAGCAGGCAAACAUUUAACAAUUGCUGACUGCUCGCUAGUAGCAUCCGUUUCAAGCAUAGUGGCGGUAGGUUGGAAUAUAAGUGCAUAUUCUAAUGUUGUUAACUGGAUAUCAAGAUGUGCUUUGGCGAUUCCCGACUAUGAAGAGGUUAAUCAGAAAGGGGCAAAUAUGUAUGGUAAAGCAGUCAGAAGCAAACUUGCACCUGGGCAACUGUAAAAUUAUCUGUUUUUUUGCUAUUUAAAACAUUCGUUGACAAAAAAUUCAAUUUACUUCUUACAUAUGUUCAAAUUUAUUUACUCGAAUAAACAAAAACAAGCAUCAAAAA
Molecule: messenger RNA, 1193 nt
Organism: Diorhabda sublineata
Lineage: Eukaryota; Metazoa; Arthropoda; Insecta; Coleoptera; Chrysomelidae
Product: glutathione S-transferase 1-like
Exons: 4
Coding region: 545-1084 (179 amino acids)
Biological process (GO): glutathione metabolic process
Molecular function (GO): glutathione transferase activity
Source: RefSeq, a predicted model, not a curated record